AUGCCCCUCCCUCCGUCUCCCCUGAAACUCGUUCACCGCUACCCCUCCAACAUGGACGACUCUCCAAUCUCACCAGGGGCCCCAGGGGUCAAUGUAUUUGCCCCAGAGAGUCCUACGGAGCCUCGAACCCCCAGACUCUCGGGACCGCCCUCCCCGGUCAUACCCCGCCAAAACAUCAACGGCAUUAACGGGUCCCAUCGAGAGUCGGUAGAUUUCUCCGCCGAUGCAGGGGGUGGUCUGGGUAACCUUGCCGAUGAACUAGCAGACGCGUGGGAACAAGACGAAGAUGGUUAUGGAUAUGCCUCUGGGCAGGAAAACGCGGCGGGGUCCCAACAAACAGAUCAGAGUGACGGCGAGGACGCAUAUCUACAAUCUGUUCGCGACAUGCGCUCCCAGUCACCGACAGACUCUCCCGCUAGAAACCGACUGCGAGCCAACCAGAUUCGACAACACCGGCGGCAGGAAUCUCAGUACGACGGCUCGGACUAUGGGAAUGACUCGGAUCUUGAGGAGGCGGCCGAUCUCUCCCCCGCAUUGGAAAGCCAGAUGGCUGAUAUUGAGAGCCUUGCGCGGCGGGGUAUCGAGAAUAAUGGCAGCGAGAACGACCGUGUCAUUCAAAGGACGGUAGAGUCGUUGAGGGAUCUAAGUGGACAGAGUGGGAUCGAGAACAGUGCCAUGCGGUUAAUCACUGCCCACUCCUCUAUUACUUCUCAUCUCACCCACCAAACCCGUAUUCUUCAAUCCCUCAUCCAUCCGCUUCUAUUUUCUUCGUUUCCUCUCCUCUCCGACGACGCCAUUGACUCUCUUAUGCCUCUGAUUGACGAAGGCCUCUUGCCCAAUCUCCCAUAUCCUUUCCCCGAACAAACUCACCGGGGCUCCAGACCGGCUACUCCGUCACAAGGGUCAGCCCUCAACCCGCUUGUGUCUCUACAGGCCCUGAUAUCUCAAACUGCGGACAUCACCCACUCCCUUCGAGGUUUAAGCGAUACCCUCUACGAAUCGCGCCAGCUGACCUCCACCGCAUCGCGUCGGCUCCGCUCCGCUCGUGAGCUCGUCUCCGAUAUUCGACGGGAGGAAGAAAGCCGAGAAGAAGGCUUUCGGUGGAUUGAAAAAGGCGAUUGGGAUCGCCGACUUCAAGGUCGCGAGGCUGGGAAGGAGUGUCGAGAUGUCGUCAGUGGCUUUGAAGCCGUUUGUGGUGAAUGGCGUGAGAAGUUAUUUGGAGCUGCAGAGGUGGCUGCCGCAUAA
This is a messenger RNA of Penicillium odoratum, 1245 nucleotides long. RefSeq lists its product as uncharacterized. The transcript is spliced from 2 exons. Bases 1 to 1245 code for a protein of 414 amino acids. Lineage: Eukaryota; Fungi; Ascomycota; Eurotiomycetes; Eurotiales; Aspergillaceae. The record is from RefSeq and is a predicted model, not a curated record.